CUACACGGCUCUAACUCUCUCUCCUCUCCCUCACUUGGAGAUUUUCAACUUUUCAUAAAGUGCUUCUUAUCCAACAGCUUGCUUUCUUUCUUUAUUUUUUCCCCCGAGAAAGUCCACCAACACCAACUCGUAUAUUCCUUUUUCAUAGUACAAUAAUAAAUUAAUAAUUGCGUUUCACACACAUACAUCAUCAAAUCAAAGCCUCUCUCAAAUUCACAAUUCAAUCGUAUCAGUUAGAGCUCAGCAAAAAUGGCGAGACACGAAGAGCUUCCAAUCCCAGUCUACUCAACACUCGAACCAGUGUACGGAGACGAAUCUCAGGUCGAAGAAGCUCAGCUCCGAUUCGACAGAUUGAAAUCUAAGUUCCUCGACGUCUUCGGCCACCCUCCUCAAUUCUACGCUCGAUCUCCAGGGAGAGUGAAUUUGAUUGGGGAACACAUUGAUUAUGAGGGGUACUCGGUGUUGCCGAUGGCGAUUCGGCAGGACACAAUCGUGGCGAUCCGGAAGAACGAUGCUGAAAAGCUUCUCCGGAUUGCUAAUGUUAGCGACAAGUACUCCUUGUGUACUUACCCUGCUGAUCCAACUCAGGAUAUUGAUCUGAAGAAUCAUAAAUGGGGUCAUUACUUCAUCUGUGGGUAUAAGGGCUACCAUGAGUAUGCUAAAUCAAAAGGACUGGAUGUUGGUGUUCCAGUUGGGCUGGAUGUUAUGAUUGAUGGAACAGUUCCUACAGGGUCUGGUUUAUCAAGCUCUGCAGCAUUGGUCUGCUGUUCCACAAUUGCUAUAAUGGCUACCUUUGAUGUGAACUUUCCAAAGAAAGAGAUUGCACAGCUUACAUGUGAAUGUGAACGGCACAUCGGGACACAAUCUGGUGGAAUGGAUCAGGUAGAUUGGUCACAGCCUAUCAGUCUGUCUUGUUUCACUUUGCAGGCUAUCUCUGUCAUGGCUAAAUCUGGGUUUGCAGAGCUGAUUGAUUUCAACCCAAUUCGUGCAACUGAUGUACAACUUCCUGCUGGCGGGUCUUUUGUCAUAGCCCAUUCGUUGGCUGAAUCCCAGAAAGCAGUCACUGCUGCUACAAAUUACAAUAAUCGGGUUGUUGAAUGCCGGCUAGCUGCUAUUUUACUCGGUAUAAAGCUUGGAAUGAAACCGCAAGAAGCAAUAUCCGAAGUGAAAACUCUUUCUGAUGUUGAAGGGUUGUGUGUAUCGUUUGCUGGCAGACAUGGAUCUUCUGACCCUGUCCUUGCGGUCAAGGAACUCUUAAGUGAAGAACCAUACACAGCUGAAGAUAUUGAGAAAAUCAUCGAGGAAAACUUGCAAUCCGUCUUUGCCGAUUCUCAGUCUUCUUUGGAUGUGCUAAAAGCUGCCACACACUACAAGUUAUUCCAGAGAGCCUCUCAUGUGUAUGCGGAAGCCAAGCGUGUAUAUGCUUUCAAGGACGCUGUAUCAUCAAACAUAAGUGAGGAGGACAAGCUGAAAAAGCUUGGUGACCUAAUGAAUGAAAGCCAUUAUAGCUGCAGCGUUCUGUAUGAGUGCAGCUGCCCAGAGUUGGAAGAACUUGUGAAGGUUUGUCGCGACAAUGGUGCUCUAGGGGCAAGGCUGACAGGAGCUGGAUGGGGUGGUUGUGCAGUUGCUUUGGUGAAAGAGUCUAUUGUACCUCAGUUCAUCCUGAACUUGAAAGAGCAAUUUUAUCAUUCAAGAAUCGACAAAGGGGUGAUCAAUAAGAAUGAUCUUGGUCUCUAUGUUUUUGCUUCCAAGCCAUCCAGUGGUGCUGCUAUUUUCAAAUUUUUGUAGUCCUCUCUGGUUUAUUGCAAUGAACACAGUACUUUGCAAGAAACUUCAAUUAUUUUGUUUUAUCGUGAAGGGUAAUUAUCUAAUCCUUACAGUCCAUGAAUGAAAGUUGAUUUGUGUUUCAUACCAAACGAUCAUAUUAAAAAAAAAAUUAUGGGCUAUUUUUUUUUCC
Messenger RNA from Camellia sinensis, 1957 nucleotides. RefSeq names its product galactokinase. Gene Ontology annotation, biological process: galactose metabolic process; carbohydrate phosphorylation. NCBI's taxonomy places the organism in Eukaryota, Viridiplantae, Streptophyta, Magnoliopsida, Ericales, Theaceae. Gene Ontology annotation, cellular component: cytoplasm; cytosol. Gene Ontology annotation, molecular function: galactokinase activity; ATP binding. The record is from RefSeq and is a predicted model, not a curated record.